AUGAGCUCAUCGGGUGGAGGAGAAGGCAGAAGCCGAGGAGGGGGGAAAGGGAGAGGUGGAGGAGGAGGACGAGGAGGAGGAGGAGGAGGAGGAGAAGGCGCCGCCGGGAGUAGCAGCAGCCGAGGGCGAGGUAGCAAAUCAUCCCGGGGCAGCCGAAGCAACCGAACCUCGAAGCCCGCAUCUUCGACUCCCUCAACGACUGAAGCGACGGCUGCGGCCGCCACCGCUCGGCCGCCACCGCCGCCACCACCACAGUCGGGAACGGCCACCGCGGCCACCGCCGCCGGCAAGCGAGAUGACGGCCUUGUGCCCGGCUCGGGCCUCCUGGCUCUCCAAGCCCUGGCCCCAGCGCAGAAAAAGUCCAAAGCAGACCCGAAAACGCCCACAGCGGCGGCGGUGCCACAACCAAGCGCGGCGCCAACCCCCAAAGGUCGAGCGGGCGGCAGUGCCAGCGGGGGCGGAGGCAGCCGCGGUACCGGUCGCGGGGCGAAGGGCGCAGGCGGGCGGGACACCGGCGGCAAGACAGCAGCGACGACGGCGACGCAGCAAGAGAGGUCGGGCAAGGCUCUCGGUGGUGCUAGCACGGCCGCCGCCCGCGAGAGGGCGGCGGCGGCGUCAACGACGACGGGUGGCCGGCGAAAUUUCGCGGCAGCUGCGGCGGCCGCGGCCAAGGGGACGUUGUCGUCAAGCGCGCGGGGGGGCAAGCCGGAGAAAGACGGGGCUACCAGCGGUGAUCGAGGAGGGGGCGGGAGGAAACCCUCUGGCAAGGGUACCGGCGCACGGCAGCUCUCCGAGGAGGAAGAGGGAGAGAGGUCGAGAGAGGCGGCGAAGCAGCUUGCCGCUCAGAAGGAGGCGCGAAAGAGGGCCGAGGAAGAGCGCCGGCGGAAGGCGGAGGAAGACCGCAAGGCGGCCGAAGAGCAGCGCGCUCGGCGAGAGGCCGAGGAGAAAGAGCGGAAGCGCAAGGCCGAAGCCGAGGCGCGCAGGAAAGACAUCGAGGACAAGAAAGCCGCGGAGGUCAAGAGGAAGGCGGAGGAGAAGAAAAGGAAGGCGGAAGAGGCGCGGCGGAAGGCCGCGGACGAGGCCCGGAAGGCUAGGGAGGAGGCCGAGCGGAAGGCUAGGGAAGAGCGCAAGGCGGCCGAGAGGGCGGAGAGGGAGGCCGCAAAGGCGGCGGAAGAGGAGCGGCGGCAGAAGGAGGAGGAACAGGAGCGCGUGAGGCGGGAGUUCGAGGCCCAGCUGGAGGCGGUGUCCCAGCUAGACUUGCUGCAGAAGGAGGAACGAGCCAGGCGGGAGCUGCGGGAGAAGCACACGCCGGAGGCCCUGAAGGCGUCGAGGGACGCCCACGAGGCCAACAAGCCCAAGCUCAAGUCCGACCUGAAGAAGACGACCGCCUUCACGAAGAAGGUCAAGGCCCUGUCGGAGGACCAGAGGUCUGCUCUUACCAAGGACGUGGAGACGCUCAACCUUAACCGUUACGUGAGCGAGGUGGUCGACGCCGUGGCGGAGAACAGGCUCAAGAACGCCGACGUUUCGGUGGCGGUGCACCUGUGCUGCCUCAUGCACCAGAGGUACGCCGAGUUUGCUGAGGACCUGAUCCCGAAGCUGGCGGCUCCCUUUCUGUCGGCCCCGGGCGGGGAAGAAGAGCGAGAGGAGAAGGAGCUACUACGACGAAAGAGGUCGAACCUACGGCUGUUGACGGAGUUGCACGCUUCGGGCGUUUUCGACGGAAGCCGCCUCAUCGUCAGGAUCGUCCGCUCUCUGUGCGGCCUGGAGGGCAAGGACGGAAAGCGGCAGCGGCCAGGUCCGGGUGAUGCUGCCAGGCGGCCCGACCACCAGACCGUCACCGCGGCGCCGCCCCCCUUGCGGGAGGCUGAUGUCACCCUCCUCGCUGGCUUUGUCCGGGCGGCCGGAGAGGACAUGGUCGGAGUUUUGCAGCGCAAGACGGCCGGCAUGCUAAAGCUGGCGGGGGAGAUGGGCAAGCUUGAGCGGGAACCGGUGGUCGAUGCGGACGUCAAGGGGCGCCUCAGGUCCCUCGUGGACGGAGUGUUCGACGCGCUUUGCUCUCACCUGGAGCGGGGUCACGAGCAGCUGGGGCGCUUGGAGAAGAAGAUGGAGAAGGACCGCCUGACGAACGGCACCCUGACGGAGGAGAAGGAGAGAAACUUGGAGGAGAGCCGGAAGGGCUACGAGGCGUUGCUGGGAAAUGUCACCUCCCUGGCGUCUUCUCUCAACAGGGACAUGCCGCAGCUACCCGAGCACGAAGCGGAGGAGGAGGGUUCCGGAGGCAUCAGUCUGUGGGAAGGCGGCGUGGGCGGAGACGGCACGGGCUACACCGGGCCGUUCGAGGAGUCGGAGAGGGAGGAGGAGAGGAGGCUGCAGAAGGAGAGGAGCGCCGGUGAUGCCGAAGGUGAGGGAGGAGGAGAAGAAGCGGAGGUGGAAGAGGAGGACGACAAGACGCUCGUCGAGGAAAUGAAGCGGCUGGAGGUGGUGGCGGAGGAGGGGGAGGAAGAGGGGGCGGGUACCGAUGACGAGGAGGAAGAAGGGGAAGAGGGGGAGGAGGGGGAGGAGGGGGAGGGAGAAGGCGGCGAGUACAUGAGCCGCAACUCGCGGCUGAUGCUCAUGCUGGAAGACGAGCUGCCGAACUGCCACAACCAGGAGAGGGUGGACGAGUUUGCGAAGAAGUUCUGCUACGUCAACAGCAAGUCGGCGAGAAAGAAGCUAGUGGCGGCGCUGUUCAACGUGCCAAGACAGGCGCGAGACCUGCUGCCCAUGUACGCUAGGCUGGUUGCCAUCCUCGACCAGGCUAUGAAGACAAUAGCGCCCCUUCUCAUCGAAGAGCUGAGGAGCCACUUCAGGUACUUCUUGCGGAAGAAGGCGCCAGGGCAGAUCGACCACCGCAUCAAGAAUGCCCGCUUCAUCGGAGAGCUGGUCAAGUUCAGGGUGGCGCCUCCCGUGGUGGCGUUCCAGUGCCUUAGGUCAUGCCUGGACGAUUUCAGCUCCCUCGCCGUGCAGACGAUGGCGGCCCUCUUGGAGACCUGCGGAAGGUUUCUCUUCCGGCAGAAGCUGACCCACCAACGCACGCGGAGCUUCCUGACGGUGAUGAUGAAGGUCAAGAGUGCCAAGAACCUCGACAAGCGCCUGGAGGCCGUCGUGGACAACGCCUUCUACACUUGCUGUCCGCCCGAAAGACAGCAGAGGACCGCGAAGGUAAGGACUCCCCUCCAGCUGUACGUGCGGCACCUGAUGAUGGACAAGCUGAGAGACGACCCGGACGUCGUGGAGGAGGUCAUCAAGCAGCUUAGGAAGCUGCCGUGGCAGGACCCGGAGGCCGAUGUGGAGUCAGAGGUGCUGCGCGCGUCCCUGCGGCUCUGCCGCUCCCGCUACCCGUGCAUUCACCUGGCGGCAGACGUCCUCUCGGGCCUUGCACGGCAUCAGGACAGGGUGGCCGUCAAGGCGGUCGACGCGGUUCUGGAGGCCAUGCACAGGGCGAUAGAGUUGCCCGGCGGGGGCGGCGGGGAGUCCCAGCGACUGGUGGGGUACGCGCGUCUCCUUGGGGAGCUGUACAACUACGCCGUCGUCGGCUCUCCGACGAUUUUUGAAACGCUCCACCUUCUCGUCGACAGCGGCCACGAGGUGCCCCCGGAGAUGAAGCAACCCAGACCCGACCCCAGGAAUCCCACGAGGGGAGCAAUGAUUCCUCCCGCCGCGGCCCCAUGGGCGAGGUUUGACCCACGAGUGCGCUCCCCGACAGACCCCCCAGGAGAUUGCCUCCGCAUUCGGCUGGUGGUAGCAGUGUUGGAGGGGUGCGGGAGCUACUUCGUGCGCGGUGCGGGGCUGGACAAGCUGUCCAAGUUCUUGGGAGUGUUCCAGAGGUACCUGUUCUGCAAGGAAGGGUUUCCGGCGGGGACCGAGUUCGCCGUGCUGGACCUCCUGGAUGACUUGGAGUCGGGUGCAAAGGCCGCCAGGGCUAAGGACAGGGCGAAGGCGAGGAAAGCAGCGCAGGAGGCCGAAGCAAAAGGUCGUGGUCAACGAGACGGAGGCAAGAAGGACAAGGGGGCGGCGGCGGAGGAGGAGGAGAAAGACGACGGUCCUAUCCUGCCCAGAUAUCGUACGUGGGAGGAGGCACAAGCGGCCGUUGAGGAAAUGGACAAGGUCUGGGCGGAGGACCACAAACGACGCAUGUCCCGAGUUGCCGAGCUUCAGGGAAGAAGAGAUGCGGAGGGGGAAGACACGCCGGAGGAGAUCGGGACGGACGAUGACGACGAUGAUGAUGACGAUGAUGAGGACGAAGAGGAAGGAGGGUCAGGGUCUGAGGCUGAAGAAGACGGCAACGACGUGGACUCGCAAAGACAGAGGGACGAUGUAGACGAAGGAGAUGACGGAGAAGACGAGCAGGAGGUGGUUCUGAACGGGUGGGGUGUGGGGGUGGAGAGGACGGAGGAGGACGGUGAAGCGGAGGACGAGUUCGAGGCGCUGCUGAGCAAGACCAUGUCGGAGAGCGUGGAGAAGACCAAGAUCGCUAGGGCCACCACCCAGGUGAUGGGCCACAUGGCGGUGCCAAGGGUGCUCAAGAACACCAACGUCCGGACGGCCACUCACCAAGCGCCGCUCACAGGCGGGUCGGGCGUGGCGUUCAAGCUGCUCAAGCGCGGCAACAAGGGCAAGAUGGAGGCUCAGGAGGUGGUGGUGCCCGAGUCGACGUCGCUAGCGGCGCAAGUGAACCGCAACGAAGAGGCCAGUCGAGAGGAGAGCUUCAUCAUCAAGGCUAGGGUAUUAGCCUACGAGGCGAACAUCGAGGCGGCCGUUUUUGCGCAGGAUGCGGGCGAGAUUCCACUGCCAGAGGACUACACCCAGUUCAUUCCGAAGGUGCACAAUGCCCCGCUUCACCCAGAAGGGGGGAAGGCAUCCACGAAGUCCGGCGGGCGCGGUGGCAGUGGCGGCGCCGGACGCGGGGGGGGGAGAGGGGGGGGUCGGGACCUCCUGGCUCAAACCAGCGGCGGUGGAGGUGGAGGGGGUAGGAGGCGAUGAGCACAACGGCGGGGACCCAUUUUCCUGAGGCCGGCGGUACCGCUGUUGUUUUCUCUCUCUCUCGUAUGUUGAUCGUUUGAGUUCCCGUCGUCGUCGUCUCUCCACGAGCGAAAAUCCCCGCCUGUGCCUUUGGCCGUGAGUUUUGGUUCGGGAUGAAAGGGCGCUCUUGUUGUGCCUCAGAGCUGCUACUGCCGGUGCGCUACAAAGUGUGAGCUUGUCCCGCGCGGAACAAGCACGGCAGGACCGCAACAACGACAUGUCAACCCCCUCGCUCGGAAGCAUCCGAGACAACGAGUCGAUUCGGUUCGACUACGCAAGAGAGAGGAACGGGACAGGCUGGGUGAAAACUCAUAUUUAGAGCAAUUCACGCCGUUUUGCUGGAGUUUUUUGUGUUCCCCCCGGCGAAAAAAGGCACCUGGCAACGGCGUUUGCUCAGAGCGAGAAAUGCUGCGACACUGCUGCUGCUGCUGCUGCUGCUGCUGCUGCUGCUGCAUCGCUUGACGAAGCCUUGCUCGGGUGUUGGCAUUACGAUGUGCCAACGCGCCCUUCCCUAACCUGCUUCGUUGGAUGCGGAGUAGACCGGGCGCGGGGUGUGUGAAACGGUACUGGCAGUGUUUUGUUGGGGGUAGUCUGGAAAAUCGCUUCGGGGGUGCCGCCUUCUGCCGCCGCACGUUGUUGGAGCG
Molecule: messenger RNA, 5708 nt
Organism: Ectocarpus siliculosus
Lineage: Eukaryota; Phaeophyceae; Ectocarpales; Ectocarpaceae
Source: the annotation of a GenBank genome assembly